AAGGGAAAAAAGUUAAAGAAUUUAUUAAAAAAAAAUGAAAGUAGAAGAGCAAAAAUAGAACAAGAGUGAGUGAAAGAGAAGAACUAGACGGAGGAGAGUGAAAAGAGGCUGGUCAGUCUCCUGUGAAUGCUCAGAACCUGCCACCACCUUGUCUCUUCUUCUUAACUAAAUCUUAAACUCUCUAGACUCACCAGUCACCACCUUCCUCCAUUUUUGGAUUAAUUAACAAAGACAAAAUCCAAGUGAACCACACACUCUCUGUCAUGAGUCCUCCAUCCCACCUUCUUGUUCCUGUAAUGGUGGAGACUUUCUGUGUUUCCUUUACAUGGUACCCAUUUUUAUAACCUCAACUACUCCCUUUCUUUGUCCCUUUGUCUCCAUGUUCCUUUCUUGACCUUUUUUAGCUAGUUAGCUAGCUAGUUUCUUUAGUUUUCUUUCUUGCUAUUACUAGCAACUUCAUUGCAGAGAUAGCAACACAAAAAAUAAAGAGUACCAAUGUUGAGUUCUUAGCUUCUUGUUGAUUCUUGUUUUACUUUUAGAGGGAAGGGUGUGUUCAGCUGAGAGAGAAUCACCUUCUUAAGGUUGUUUGUUGAUUAUAGAUAAAAAUGGCUAAUGGAUCACCAAAGCACCACCAUCAGCUAGAAGCGAAGAGAAGGCGCCUAACUUGGAUUGUUGGGGUCAGUGGCCUUUGCGUUUUGUUUUAUGUUUUGGGAGCUUGGCAGCAUUCCGCCCCACUCACAAAUCUGACUCAGUCCAUCACUAAAGCAGACUGUGAUGUUUCAAAUCGUGCUGCGGUUAGUUCUAAUCCAUCAACAUCUUCAUCAUCAGUUGCCUUGGAUUUUGAUAGCCAUCAUCGGAGUCAGAUUAACAAUACUACUUCAGUUAAUGAGUUUCCACCAUGCGCCAUGUCCUUUAGUGAGUACACUCCUUGCCAGGAUACUCAAAGGGGAAGGAAAUUUGAUAGGAACAUGUUGAAAUAUAGAGAGAGGCAUUGCCCAACAAAGGAUGAAUUACUUCUUUGCUUGAUACCUGCUCCGCCUAAAUACAAGACCCCUUUUAAAUGGCCUCAAAGCCGCGAUUAUGCCUGGUAUGAUAAUAUUCCCCACAAAGAACUUAGUAUCGAAAAGGCUGUGCAGAAUUGGAUUCAAGUUGAGGGUGACCGAUUUAGAUUCCCCGGUGGAGGCACCAUGUUCCCCCGUGGAGCUGAUGCUUAUAUUGAUGACAUUAGUGAGCUCAUUCCUCUUACUGAUGGAAGCAUCAGAACUGCAAUUGACACAGGCUGCGGUGUUGCGAGCUGGGGUGCAUACCUGUUGAAGAGGGACAUUAUAUCAAUGUCUUUUGCACCAAGGGAUACACAUGAAGCACAGGUCUGGUUUGCAUUGGAGAGGGGAGUUCCUGGUAUGAUUGGUAUCAUGGCUUCACAAAGGCUUCCUUACCCAGCAAGGGCUUUUGACAUGGCUCAUUGUUCCCGUUGCUUGAUACCGUGGCAUAAAUAUGAUGGUAUGUAUCUAAUUGAAGUGGAUAGAGUUUUAAGGCCUGGUGGCUACUGGAUUCUAUCUGGUCCUCCUAUUCGCUGGAAGAAACACUGGAGAGGUUGGGAAAGAACCCAAGAAGACUUGAAGCAAGAGCAGGAUGCUAUUGAGGAUGUAGCCAAGCGCCUGUGCUGGAAGAAAGUGGUUGAAAAGGAUGAUCUUUCAAUCUGGCAAAAGCCCCUGAACCACAUUGAUUGUAUUGCAAGCAGGAAGACCUAUAAAACACCACAUAUAUGCAAAUCAGACAAUCCAGAUGCUGGCUGGUACAAAGAAAUGGAAGUUUGCAUAACUCCAUUACCAGAAGUAAGCAGCUCGGAUGAAGUAGCUGGUGGUGCUGUUGAGAAAUGGCCAGCACGUGCAUUCUCAAUCCCUCCAAGAAUUCGCAGUGGUUCAAUACCAGGAAUCACUGCUGAGAAAUUCAAGGAGGACAAUAAUCUGUGGAAGGAUAGAGUGACAAAAUAUAAGCAUAUCAUUAGUCCUCUCACCAAAGGCAGAUACAGGAACAUAAUGGACAUGAAUGCACAGCUUGGAGGAUUUGCUGCAGCCUUGGCAAAAUAUCCAGUGUGGGUUAUGAAUGUGGUUCCUGCCAAUUCAAAUCCAGACACACUUGGUGUGAUCUAUGAACGGGGUUUCAUUGGAACAUAUCAAGAUUGGUGUGAGGCAUUCUCAACAUAUCCAAGAACAUAUGAUCUCAUCCAUGCUGGUGGGGUGUUCAGUAUAUAUCAGGACAGGUGUGAUAUAACCCACAUUCUGCUGGAGAUGGAUAGAAUUCUGAGGCCAGAAGGGACAGUGAUAUUCAGGGAUACAGUAGAGGUUCUUGUGAGGAUUCAGACUAUAACAAAUGGCAUGAGGUGGAAGAGCCAAAUUAUGGACCAUGAAAGUGGACCUUUUAAUCCAGAGAAAAUUCUUGUUGCUGUCAAAACUUACUGGACUGGUGAAAAGAAGCAAAAACAAGAGUAGCCGUAGUAGUGUAAUUUCUUACUCUUCCAGAAAUCCCGUUUCAUUUCCUUUCUAUCUUGUCCUUUCUUUUUUGGUAGCCAUCAUGUUCAAUCAGAUUAUUUGUCAAGGAUAUAUAUCCUGGUGGAUGAGAAAACGGACAGGCUUUUCCUCCAUGUUAACGAAGAUAAAU
Molecule: messenger RNA, 2661 nt
Organism: Populus euphratica (Euphrates poplar)
Lineage: Eukaryota; Viridiplantae; Streptophyta; Magnoliopsida; Malpighiales; Salicaceae
Product: probable methyltransferase PMT17
Exons: 6
Coding region: 606-2492 (628 amino acids)
Cellular component (GO): endosome; cytoplasm; trans-Golgi network
Molecular function (GO): methyltransferase activity
Source: RefSeq, a predicted model, not a curated record